Molecule: messenger RNA, 2112 nt
Organism: Oncorhynchus tshawytscha (Chinook salmon)
Lineage: Eukaryota; Metazoa; Chordata; Actinopteri; Salmoniformes; Salmonidae
Product: butyrophilin-like protein 8
Exons: 7
Coding region: 277-1257 (326 amino acids)
Source: RefSeq, a predicted model, not a curated record
AAGGAUCCGGUGGAGUAUUGGGCUCUAGCCGUGUAUGAGUGUGGUUCGGGUGAACAGCUGAGUAGGCCGGGAAGUGGGCCUCAGGGAUAGCUUCGGUACUGGGUGCAAACUAGCUGUAGUGGUCCAGGGAUUACGGCAGGAAUCUGGCGUUGUUAUGGAGAGACAGCUCGAUACUGUUAGACUGGCGAGUAUUAUCCAGGCUAAAAAAACUGGCUGGCUGUGCAGAAGAUUCUUAUUGGAAACGCAUACACUUCAGUUGGUUGUGUUGCGCUGCCUAUGUUAAAGAAAAUGAAGGAUUAUCGUAUGCGAGGAGUGGUCGGACACCUUUUCAACAGAUGGGUGGUCUGUCUGUUCCUGGAACUCCAGUCGGCUGUCUCCAGUGCGGAUCAUCCGGUUCUUGUUGUUGGUUCAACGGACCCUGUUCGUGGCAUAGUUGGCGGGGAUGUCAUCUUGCCUUGUUUCCUGAGACCUACCACGAGUGCUGUUGAAGAGUCCGUAGAGUGGCAGAGACCAGUCCUAGAGCCAAAAGAGGUGCAUUUGUACCGAGACUGUAGUGAUGACAAUGUGAUCCAGAAUCCAUCCUACAGUGGAAGGACGUCACUGUUCAGGGAAGAACUGAAGAACGGCAACGUCUCGCUAAAGCUGACCAAUGUGAAACUCUCCGAUGCUGGAAAUUACACCUGUUACAUACCAACGUUAGGCCACCAGAAAACCACCAUUGAACUCUAUGUCGGCGAGGAUGGGACUCCUUCAUCCUCCCUCCAACCCACCCAACCGCCCCUGAAAGACCAAUCUUGGGAAGUCAGGGGUGCAGCCCCUCGGCCAUGGCUCUCCAUUGUGAGAACCAAAGACAAGGAAGUGGUCCUGAAGUGUGAGGCUGAAGGGUUAGUCUAUAAGCCUGAGUUGGUGUUGCUGAACAGUAAGGGAACCAUCCUCCCUGCUGAUGAACCUAUAGAGAGACCCCUGGACUCCGAGGGCUUGUACACAGUGACACGCUAUUUCACUGUCCAGAAGACUGCCACCAAUGUGUUCACCUGUCAAGUUCAACAGCUGGAGAUCAAACACAUGAGGGAGACACAGAUUCAUGUUCCAGACAAAAUGUUUCAGGAGGAAUACCCCUUGGGAUGGAAAGUUGGAAUUGGAUUUCUAGGGGCUGUUGUAGGAGCUGUUGUAGGAGCUGUUGUAGGAGCUGUUGUAGGAGCUGUUCAUGCGGAGAAACGCGGAAGAAACCAAUGGCGGGUAUGCAGCGGGUUGUAGCGGGAUUGCCCUCCUCCAGGUUCCUGUUCUCGAUAACUUCAAUGUAAAUGGCCAUCCUAAUGGUGUGUGUGUGUCACAACCUGGAGAAUGGGACAGCCAACAUAUCCUUGAUUGAUUCCACCAGCCACCCUCGGCGACGUAAUGAGAGAGACACUUUUAUCACCUACAGUGAAGCCGCUCAACAUUUACCAUACCAGACAGUCGUGAAGAGGUAUGGUAUGGCAACUGCUUGGCUUCCGACCACAAUGCGCUACAGAGGGUAGUGCGUACUAGAGGUCUACAAGUGUUCAGUUGUCAUUGUCCAAAAAUAUUUUGAAAAUAGUAUUUAUUACCUUGUAAAGUUUUUAAUUGUGUAUUAAAAUGAAAACAUGGAUUUUUUUACAUAAGAGAUGUAUGUGGUCAGUUUUUUUAAUAGAAUGCAGCAAGUAGUCCAAUUCAUCUGUGGUGUUGUUGCUGAUGGGAGAAGGGAAAAAAAACACAAAAAUGUAUUGAAGUCACUUGUUAAUGCAAGUUUCAAUGGCAUUUCAUAGAAUCAAUACCAAUUUAAUUCUAUUAAUUUCUCAUGUUUCAUCAGGAACAGGGAAAAUACUUGUAACGAGCUUAAUGUUUGCCAUUCUGUAUGAACAAAAGUUUCCUACCAAGAACUUGGCACUGAUGUUCCUGGAGAAACUCUUGCUUGGUUGAGUAGUGGGACAGGAGGGACGCGACCGAGUCUGUGGGUUCUUGGCACUGUGUGGGAAAACAUAAAUCAAAUAGUUACUUAGUAAUACACGGUACAAUGCAAUGUCAUAUUCCCAUAUACACCCCACUGUAUCUUGUGCAUAUGCCAAAUAAAUGUUGAUUGAUUUGAUAAUA